Trichobilharzia regenti is the source of this 5013-nucleotide messenger RNA. Lineage: Eukaryota; Metazoa; Platyhelminthes; Trematoda; Strigeidida; Schistosomatidae. The record is from the annotation of a GenBank genome assembly.
AAAAACUGGUGUUAAUCUUAAAGAACAAGCAGCUGAAGCUGGACAUCGUGGACCGUUGACCACCUUCUUGGCGAAUCGUAUUCAUAGAAAUCUUCAUUUUGCUAUUAUUCUGGAUAUUGAUGAUGAUUUCUUCAACAGUCGACUACAGUCGAAUCCUUCACUGUAUAAGUAUUGUUGUGUUCAAUGGAUGGAUGAAUGGUCUAAGGCUAGUUUACUACAAAUCCCUAAACUACUUAUACCAAAAUCAUGUAUUCCAAAAGAUGUGAGUGGUUUUUGUCAAGCCUGCGUUAAUCUGCACACUUCGUCAUCGCCAGACCCACAUAUAAUGAUGAUAGCGACAGCGAUGCCUACUCCACGUCAUUUUAUUGCAUUCUGUUCGACAUACUCACGAAUUGAACAAAAUCAUCGGAAGAAAUUAAAUUCUGAGAUAACUAGAUUAAAAAGUGGUCUAGGAAAACUGAAAGAAGCCUGUGAACGUGUUAGUGAACUUAAAAGACAGACAGCUGAACAAGGAAAGUUAUUGGUGGAAAAACAAACUGAAGCUGAUAAAGCCUUAGAACAGAUAAGUGCUGCAAUACAAGGUGCAGCUGAACAAAGAACAGAAAUGGAGAAUUUACGCAGCCGAGCAGCAGAUGAAUCUAAACAUUUAGAACGUCGUAAAUCAGCCAUCGAUUCCGAGUUAGCAGAAAUUGAACCAAUGGUUCAACAAGCUAGAGCUGCUGUUGGAAGUAUUAAACCAGAAGCUUUGUCAGAGAUACGUGCUUUACGUGCACCACCUGAUAUUAUACGUGAUAUUCUAGAAGGUGUUCUACUCCUUAUGGGUAUAUGUGAUACAUCAUGGGCUAGUAUGCGUGGAUUUCUAGCUAAAAGAGGAGUUCAAGAAGAAAUUCUUAAUUUUGAUGCUAGAAAAAUUACACCAGAUAUACGUGCUAGUGUUGAGAAACUUUUAAUUAAAAAUCAAGAAUCAUUUGAACCUCGGGUUGCUAGACGUGCAUCUGUUGCAAUCGCUCCAUUAGCCACAUGGGUUCGUGCUAAUGUACAAUAUGCAAGUGUAUUAGAGCGUAUUUCUCCAUUGGAAGCUGAACACAAUAAAUUAAAAUCAUCUCUAUUUCAAGCUGAAAAUUCUUUAACAAAUUUAGCUAAAGAUUUAAGUAAUGUUGACACAAAAGUGGCUAAACUACGUGGCAUUUUUGAAAAACAUACCACUGAAGCAACACACUUAAAAAUGGAACUUGAACGUACAAAAGAAACACUGGCAUCAGCUGAAACAUUAGUUGGAGAAUUAGAAAGUGAACAUACACGAUGGAAUAAUCAAAUUAAUGAAUUGACUAACCAACUGAAUAGUCUACCAUUAUUUGCGUUAUUAGCCUCUGGUUUUAUAACCUAUCUAUCAGCUUGUCCUGAAGAUGUACGUCGUCAACAGACAUCGAAAUGGAUUGAAAAUUUAACUAGUCUUGGAAUGAUGCCAUCAUCAUUAUCAUCAUCGGGAUUAGUACAAGGUGGUAAACAGAAUUUUGAUUUAUUGCGAUUUUUAUCUACUGAACGUGAACAAUUAAUCUGGCAUAGUCAAGGUUUACCAUCAGAUCAAUUGUCAGGCGAGAAUGUUGUAACAAUUAUUCAUACUGAAAUGUGUCCAUUUAUUGUUGAUCCUUCGUUAAGAGCGCUAAAUUGGUUGAAAGAGUAUUUAAAGGAUCAACGUUUAGAAGUUAUCAGUCAACAUAAUCCUAAUUUUAUCACUACACUUGAAUUGGCUGUAAGAUUUGGUAAAUGUUUAAUUAUUCAAGAAGUUGAUGAAAUUGAACCAAUCCUGAUGCCAAUUUUAUCAAAAAAUUUAAUUACACAAGGCUGUCGAAAUUAUGUAAUGCUUGGAGAAAAGCUGAUUGAUUAUCAUCAAGAUUUUCGCUUGUAUCUGUGUACACGUGAAACACCAAGAACUGUGGGGAGUGUUAAACCAAUCAGUGCAGCAUCAUUAGUGACUGUGGUGAAUUUUAUUACAACACGUACUGGAUUAAUUGACCAGCUUUUGGAAAUAGCUUUACAAAAUGAGCAUCCAGAGUUAGAAAGUCGACGACAACAAUUAGUUUGUGAUGAAGAGAAUAUGAAAAUUGAAUUAGCUAAACUAGAAAAUGAUUUACUAGAGGAGUUAUCCAAUGCACAUGGUAAUAUUCUGGAGAAUAAAGAACUGUUAAUAUCACUGAAUAAAACUAAACAGUCAAGUUUAAUUGUGACAAAUUCAUUGAAAGAAUCACUACGCUUACAAGAUGAAUUAGAUAAGGAAAGGAAUGUAUUCCAUUCACUAGCUGAAGCUGGUAGUCAACUCUAUUUUGCUUUGAAAGAUCUUGUCAAAAUUAAUCAUAUGUAUCAAUUCAGUUUGAAUAGUUUUCUGCAUCUUUUUCAACGUGCUUUAUCUAUGCCAUAUGAUAAAGGACUUAAUACUUCGGAACGUAUUAAAUCAUUACAAAAACUUGUGGAAUUAUUAGUAUAUGAAAGUGUCUCACGAGCAUUGUUCAAACCUGAUCGUUUAAUGUUUGCGCUACACAUGGUCCAUGCAAUGCGUCCACAGUUAUUCACAGAAGAGGAAUGGCUAUUCUUUAUUGGUCUAAGUGUAUCCGAAUCCCACUCCGGUGGUGAACAUGUACCUACAUGGUUAGAUAAAGAACGUGCUCAAAAUAUUAUGAAUCUCAAGGCCGCACUUCCAGAUGUUUAUAAAAAUCUCUGCUUUGAAGAUUCUAAAUUUUGGACAGAUUGGUUACAUGCAAAUAAUGCUGAAAUCAGAUCGACUCCAAAUACCAAUUUACAGUUCAAAUCAUUGAAACCUUUUCAUCUUAGUGUUCUUGCAAUUCAAGCUCUUCGACCUGAUCGUCUAUAUACUGCUUUAUCACAAUUCGCUAAUCGAUCUUUAGACUUACCUCAAUUAAGUCCAACAACUUUAAAUUUACACAGAUUAUUUGAAAGUGAAACAAGAUCAACAGAACCAAUAUUAAUAUUAAUCAGUCAAGGAGCAGAUCCAUCUCAAGAACUGGCAGAAGCAGCCACAUUACACUUUUCACGUAAAUUAGGCCAUAAACAUUCAUCGUCUAUUUCAACACUGUCAACAUCAAAUUAUCAUCAAAUUGCUAUGGGACAAGGUCAAACUGAAUUAGCUCUCAAUGAAUUACGUAAAGCAGUCAAAUCUGGUGAUUGGUUAUGCUUAAAAAAUCUUCAUCUUGUCAUCCAUUGGUUACCGGUAUUAGAGAAAGAAAUCAAUAAUCUGUUAUUUAAUGCUAAUCGAAAGUGUAUGAAAUCGGAUGAGAAAACAGAAAACCGCAUUGAUGAUACUGAACAAUAUGUUCAUGAAGAUUUUAGAUUAUGGUUAACCGCUGAACCACGUACAAACUUUCCGUCGACAUUGUUAGAAGGUUGUCUUAAAAUUGCUUAUGAAGCACCACCAGGAUUAAAGCACAACUUACGCAGAACUUAUGAAAGUUGGUCGGGGAAUUAUAUAUCUCAAGGGAGUUCAAAAACUCGUGCAAGUCUUCUCGCUUGUUUAGCUUGGUUUCAUGCAAUUGUACAAGAAAGACGAACGUAUAUUCCUCAAGGAUGGACAAAGUUUUAUGAAUUUACAUUUAGUGAUUUACGUGCCGGUGCAGAGAUUAUCGAUCGUUUAUUGUUAAGUGAUCAUGGCAAGAGUAUGAGAACAGUUAAAGAUAUUUGGUCAUGGAUAUAUGGUUUAUUUGGUGAAUCAAUUUAUGGUGGCCGUGUCGAUAAUACAUUCGACUUAACUGUAUUAAAUUAUUAUCUGAAUUCAAUAUUCAAUGAUGAAAUAAUAAGAAAUCUUCAACUUGGUCCAUUCAAACUACCGGGUACAAUUGAAUUGAAAGAUUAUUUCCUCCAAAUCGAUGCUCUACCGCCACAUGAUUUACCAACAUAUUUCAGCUUACCGCCAAAUAUUGACAGUAGUUUACAACGUAGUGAAGCGAAUCGCAUUAUCGCCCAACUACGACUACUUAACAGGCCUAAAGUGGAUUCAGAACAGAAAUUCGAUAAAAGUGUAUGGAGUAAGGGAUUAGAACCAAUAUUAAUCCUAUGGAAAAAACUCAAUCAAGGCUUGAAUUUAAUUCAACAGUCACGAUCUUCUAAUCAAAUCAAUAAAUUCUCCAGCUCUAAAUCAGACAACUACAAUCACAGUCAUCAUCAUCAACAUCAGAAUGAAGGUAUUUUGAAUAGUAGAAAUUCCCUUCAAGAAUUUCUACAAUUAGAAUUACACAAUGCACUACAACUUGUUCAAGCUGUACAUUCUAAUUUGGCUAGCCUGUCAAGAGCUUGUCGAGGUAGUCAAUUGGUAACUGAUGUUUUGCAUCAAUUGGCUGGUAGUAUUUUACACGGUGAAACACCAGAGACUUGGCUGUCACAUUGGCCUGAAGGACCAACUGAAGUUGUUCCUUUUCUAAAAGAUUUAGUCACCAAAUCAAAUACUGUACAGACAUGGGCUAAACAAGCAGAGACAGAUCAAUUUUUACGUGAACAAAAUGAAAAUGGCUUAGAUUUAGCCAGCCUAUUUCGUCCAGCUACAUUUUUAAAUGCAUUACGUCAACAGACAGCCAGGCAAGCGAAUAUAUCGAUUGAUAUGCUGAAAUUAUCAUGUCAGUGGAUAACACAGUCUCACGCUUAUAGAAAUAAUAAUAAUAAUGAUACUAAUAAUACUAAAUCUAUACCAAUACGUAUUACAAAUUUGAAAUUAGAAGGCGCAAACUUUCAAAAUGGUCAACUAAGUCAAAGUGACCCAGAGGAUCCAACAAUUAUCAAACUGCCUGAUAUUAUUUUGAAAUGGAUUCCAAAAAAUGAACUGGAUCCACUCUGUGAGAAUGAUUCAAUCUCUUUACCGCUUUACUUGAAUAAUACACGUGACAAUUUAGUAACAUAUAUUCGUGUACCAUGUCCACCAGGAAGUCAAAAUCAAUGGAUUCCAGCAGGAACAGCAUUAUUACUUAGUUGUGUAUAAUUUCAAAUGCAAAAAUUGGUGAUAAUUAAUCG